This is a messenger RNA of Xyrichtys novacula (pearly razorfish), 12292 nucleotides long. The record is from the annotation of a GenBank genome assembly. Lineage: Eukaryota; Metazoa; Chordata; Actinopteri; Labriformes; Labridae.
AGGUUAUGGGGCUAUGGUAAGGUUUAAGGUUAUUGGCGUUAGGGUUAAAAUCAGUGUCCAAAACCUUUGUUGGAACUCUUUUCCAACCUUUUGGAGUUAGUUAGACCAAAAAAAAAAGAAAAAUAAAACAAAUAUAUUUGGGGUGUUUAGGCUUCCUGAAGGAAAUACUCGGGUAUUAGGGUAUGGGGCUUGGGAAAGGUUUAAGGUUUUUGGCGUGAGGGUUAAAAUCACUGUCCGAAACCUUUUUAGGAACAUGUUUCAGACCUUUUGGAGUUGGUUACACUAAAAAAAAUUGUACAAUGAAAAAAAAAUAUUUGGGGUGUUCGGGCUUCCUGAAGGUAAUACCCGGGUAUAAGGUUAUGGGGCUAUGGUAAGAUUUAAGGUUUUUGGCGUUAGGGUUAAAAUCACUGUCCAAAACCUUUGUAGGAACUCUUUUCAAACCUUUUGGAGUUAGUUAGACAAAAAGAAAAUGAAAACUGAAAAAAAACUGUUUGGGGUUUUCGGGCUUCCUGAAGGUAAUAUCCGGGUAUUAGGUCAUGGGGCUAGGGUAAGGUUUAAGGUUUUUGGCAUAAGGGUUAAAAUCAGUGUCCAAAACCUUUGUAGGAACUCUUUUCCAACCUUUUGGAGUUAGUUAGACCAAAAAAAAUGAAAAAUGAAAAAAAAAUAUUUAGGGUUUACGGGCUUCCUGAAGGUAAUACCCGGGUAUUAGGGUAUGGGGCUAGGGUAAGGUUUAAGUUUUUUGGCGUUGGGGUUAAAAUCACUGUCCAAAACCUUGUUAGGAACAUGUUUCAGACCUUUUGGAGUUGGUUUCACCAAAAAAAAAUGAAAGAUGAAAAAAAAAUAUUUGGGGUGUUCAGGCUUCCUGAAGUUAAUACCCGGGUAUUAGGUUAUGGGGCUUGGGUAAGGUUUAAGGUUUUUGGCGUGAGGGUUAAAAUCACUGUCCGAAACCUUUUUAGGAACAUGUUUCAGACCUUUUGGAGUUGGUUACACUAAAAAAAAUUGUACAAUGAAAAAAAAAUAUUUGGGGUGUUCGGGCUUCCUGAAGGUAAUACCCGGGUAUAAGGUUAUGGGGCUUGGGUAAGGUUUAAGGUUUUUGGCGUGAGGGUUAAAAUCACUGUCCGAAACCUUUUUAGGAACAUGUUUCAGACCUUUUGGAGUUGGUUACACUAAAAAAAAUUGUACAAUGAAAAAAAAAUAUUUGGGGUGUUCGGGCUUCCUGAAGGUAAUACCCGGGUAUUAGGUCAUGGGGCUAUGGUAAGGUUUAAGGUUUUUUGGCAUUAGGGUUAAAAUCACUGUCCAAAACCUUUGUAGGAACUCUUUUCCAACCUUUUGGAGUUAGUUAGACCAAAAAAAAUGAAAAAUGAAAAAAAUAUAUUUGGGGUUUUCGGGCUUCCUGAAGGUAAUACCUGGGUAUUAGGUUAUGGGGCUAUGGUAAGGUUUAAGGUUUUUGGCGUUAGGGUUAAAAUCACUGUCCAAAAACCUUUGUAGGAACUCUUUUCCAACCUUUUGGAGUUAGUUAGACAAAAAGAAAAUGAAAACUGAAAAAAAAAUGUUUGGGGUGUUCGGGCUUCCUGAAGGUAAUACCCGGGUAUUAGGUCAUGGGGCUAUGGUAAGGUUUAAGGUUUUUUGGCAUUAGGGUUAAAAUCACUGUCCAAAACCUUUGUAGGAACUCUUUUCCAACCUUUUGGAGUUAGUUAGACCAAAAAAAAUGAAAAAUGAAAAAAAUAUAUUUGGGGUUUUCGGGCUUCCUGAAGGUAAUACCUGGGUAUUAGGUUAUGGGGCUAUGGUAAGGUUUAAGGUUUUUGGCGUUAGGGUUAAAAUCACACUCCAAAACCUAUGUAGGAACUCUUUUCCAACCUUUUGGUGUUAGUUAGACUUAAAAAAAAAAAUGAAAAAUGAAAAAGAAUAUUUGGGGUGUUUGGGCUUCCUGAAGGUAUUAUUAGGUUAUUAGGUUAUGGGGCUAGGGUAAGGUUUAAGUUUUUUGGCGUAAGGGUUAAAAUCAGUGUCCAAAACCUUUUUAGGAACUCUUUUCCAACCUUUUGGAGUUAGUUAGACAAAAAAAGAGAAAAAAAAAAUAUAUAUAUAUAUUUGGGGUGUUUGGGCUUCCUGAAGGUAUUAUUAGGUUAUUAGGUUAUGGGGCUAGGGUAAGGUUUAAGUUUUUUGGCGUAAGGGUUAAAAUCAGUGUCCAAAACCUUUUUAGGAACAUGUUUCAGACCUUUUGGAGUUAUUUAGAUAAAAAAAAAUGAAAAAUGAAAAAAAAUAUUUGGGGUGUUCGGGCUUCCUGAAGGUAAUACCUGGGUAUUAGGUUAUGGGGCUAUGGUAAGGUUUAAGGUUUUUGGCGUUAGGGUUAAAUAUCCAAUAUUAAGUUUAAAAAUUGCCACAAACUCAAGUUCAAACACGAAACAAACUCAAUUUAAAAAACACCAAAAACUCAAGUUCAACAAAUACCCAAUUCUUAAAUUUAACAAUUUUCACAACCUCAAGUUAAAAAAAACCACAAACAUAAGUUAAAACAAGACACAAACUAAAGUUCAACAAAACAAAAAACUCAAGUUCAACCAACACCUGAUAUUCAAGUUUGAAAAUUUUCACAGCCUCAAGUUCAAACACGACACAAACUCAAGUUCAACCAACACCCAAAUCUCAAGUUUAACAAAUUCUACAACCUAAAGUUCAAAAACACCACAAACCCAAGUUCAACAACACCACAAACUCAAGUUCAAACACGACACGAACUCAAGUUCAAACACGACACAAACUCAAGUUCAACAAACACACUAACUGAAGUUCAACCAACACCUGAUUCUCAAGUUUAACAAUUUCCAAAACCUCAAGUUCAAAAACAACAGAAACAGUUCAAAAAAACCUCAACCUCAAGUUCAAAAUCGACACAAACUCAAGUAUAAAAACACAUACUCAAGUUAAAAAAAUAACACGAACUCAAGUUCAACCAACACCCAAAUCUCAAGUUUAACCAACACCCAAAUCUCAAGUUUAACAAUUGCCACAACCUCAAGUUCAACAAACACACAAACUCAAAUUCAAACACACCACAAACUCAAGUUAAAAACACGACACAAACUCAAGUAAAAAAAAACCAUAAACUCAAGUUCAACCAAUACCCAAUUCUCAAGUUUAACAAUUUCCACAACUUCAAGUUCAAAAACAACACAGACUCAAGUUCAAAAAAACCACAAACUCAAGUUCAAACACGACACAACCUCAAGUUCAACAAAAACCACAAACUAAUGUUCAACCAACACAUGAUUCUCACGUUUAAAAAUUUUCAGAACCUCAAGUUCAAAAAACACACAAAUUCAAGUUAAACAAAUAACAGGAAUGCAAGUUCUGAAACGACACAAACUCAAGUUCUGAAACGACACAAACUCAAGUUCAACCAACACCCAAAUCUCAAGUUUAACAAUUGCCACAACCUCAAGUUCAACAAACACACAAACUCAAAUUCAAACACACAACAAACUCAAGUUCAAACAUGACACAAACUCAAGUUCAAAAACUCAAGUUCAGCCAAUACCCAAUUCUCAAGUUUAACAAUUUCCAAAACCUCAAGUUCAAAAGCAACACAGACUCAAGUUCAAAAACACCACAAACUCAAGUUCAAACACGACACAAGCUCAAGUUCAACAAACCCCUCAAACUCAAGUUCAAACACGACACAUGCUCAAGUUCAACAAAUCCCACAAACUCAAGUUCAACAACUGCCACCAAGUAAAGUUCACUAAAAACCAUAAACUCAAGUUCAACAAUUGACAGAAAACUUAAGUUCAAAAAACACACAAAAUCUAGUUCAAAAACACCACAAACUCAAGUUCAAACAUGACAAAGUCAAGUUCAACCAACACUCAAAUCUCAAAUUAAACAAUAUCCAAAACCGCAAGUUCAAAAACAACAGAAACUCAAGUUCAAACACGCCACAAACUCAAGUUCAACAAAUGUAAAAGUUUUAAGUUCAACCAAAACCCAAAUCUCAAGUUUAACAAUUUCAACAACCUCAAGUUCAAAAACAACAGAAACUCAAGUUCAAACACGAGACAAACUCAAGUUCAACAAACACACAAUCCUCAAGUUCAACAAUUGCCACAACCUAAAGUUCAAAAACACCCCCAACUCAAGUUCAAACAAGACACAAACUCAAGUACAACAAACGCCACAAACUCAAGUACAACAAACGCUACAAACUAAAGUUCAGUGAAAAAUACAGACUCAAGUUCAACAAUUGCCACAAACUCAAGUUCAACAAAUGACCUAAACUCACAUUUAACAAUUGCCAAAAACUCAAGUUCAACAAACUCAAGUUUAAAAAUUGCCACAAACUCAAGUUAAAAAAUGCUGAAACUGAAGUUCAACGAACACCACAAACUCAAGAUCAACAAAUUUCAAAGUUUGAAGUUCAACAACACCCAAAUAUCAAGUUUAACAAUUGCCACAACCUCAAGUUCAACAAACACACAAACUCAAGUUCAAAAACACCACAAACUCAAGUUCUUAACAACACAAACUCAAGUUCAAAAAACACACAAGUUCAAGUUCAAAAACACCCCAAACUGAAGUUCAAACAUGAAACAAAGUCAAGUUCAACCAAAUCCCAAAUCUCAAGUUCAACAAUUUCCACAACUUCAAGUUCAAAAACAACAGAAACUCAAGUUAAAACACGCCACAAACUCAAGUUCAACAAAGACACAAACUCAAGUUCAAAAACACCACAAACCCAAGUUCAACCAACACCCAAAUCUCAAGUUUAACAAUUGCCACAAAACUAAGUUAAAAAACCACACAAACUCAAGUUCAAAAACACCACAAACUCAAGUUCAAACAUGACACAAACUCAAGUUCAACGAACACCCAAAUCUCAAGUUCAACAAUUGCCACAACCUCAAGUUCAAAAACAACAGAAACUCAAGUUAAAACACGCCACAAACUCAAGUUCAACAAAGACACAAACUCAAGUUCAAAAACACCACAAACCCAAGUUCAACCAACACCCAAAUCUCAAGUUUAACAAUUGCCACAAAACUAAGUUAAAAAACCACACAUACUCAAGUUCAAAAACACCACAAACUCAAGUUCAAACAUGACACAAACUCAAGUUCAACCAACACCCAAAUCUCAAGUUUAACAAUUGCCACAACCUCAAGUUCAAAAACAACAGAAACUCAAGUUCAAACACGAGACAAACUGAAGUUCAACAAACACACAAACUCAAGUUCAAUCAAUACCAAUUCUCAAGUUUAACAAUUUCCACAACCUCAAGUUCAACAAACUCAAGUUCAAAAAUUGCAAAAAAAUCAAGUUCAAAUAUGACACAAACUCAAGUUCAACCAACACCCAAAUCUCAAGUUUAACAUUUGCCAAAACCUCAAGUUCAAAAACAACACAAACUCAAGUUCAAACACGCCACAAACUCAAGUUCAACAAACACACAAACUCAAGUUCAAAAACACCACAAAUUCAAGUUCAAACAUGUCACAAACUCAAGUUCAACAAACACAGAAACUCAAGUCAACCAAUACCCAAAUAUGAAGCUUAGCGUUAAGGGGUGUUCAGACCAAACGCGACUUCGGUGACGUCGGCGAUGGCUCCCAAUGCAAGUCUAUGGACAGCCGCGACCUGACGCGACUUGGCGACUGCUGGCUACCUGCGUCGCGUUGCCGAGGUUGCGUUGCCGAGGUCGCAGGACGCCAAGUCUCGUCGCUCCCAAAGUUCAAAUAUUUGAACUGGGCUGCGGGAUGUAUAUAUGAGGGAGAAAAGGAGGGAGAUGGAAGGUAGGAGAAGCGGGUCAGCAGCGACCAGCCGUGUCCUGCGACCGCAGCUUUGGACCUAGUGUGAACACACCAGAGCACCACGCGACGCGACGCGACCUGGUCGCGGCUGCAAUUACACCUAAUCCGCGGAGCCAAAUCCUUGCAGGUACUGACAUUAGUCUUGCUGUGCUCAGACUACAAUGAUAGACGCAUUGUGGAUUGCGGAGAUGAGCCUGUGAUGCUUAAAUAUCGUGAUGCCCGGCUGUUUAAAUCUCCGACCUUGGCUGAAUUCAUAGCUUUCGGCGUAUUUGUAGAUGUCAUAUGUAAAGUGUUUUCAGCACGCAGAACUGAACUGGACACAUAUCUCGCCAUUAUUUCUGAUUCAGCCAUGACAUAGGGAGGAUCACUAUUCUAGGAACAUUACAAAUCAUUUUCAGCAAAGCUGCUAAGUACAUUCAAAGAUUCAGCCAAAGACUUGAUCAGUCCGUAGUCGACCUGGCUCUAAUCAGUUAACAAUUCACCGAGCAUCAAGCUUUUUCCUGCUUAAUCUGCGGGUCUUUCUCUCACCUGGAGGUGAAAGUAAGCCAUUACGCAGCAGUACGCCAUUUCGGGAAGACAUAAUCAGCUGUUUAAAGUUUUCACCCCUGUCAUGUAUCUAGGCUUAGUCUGUUGCUGCACAUCAGUCUGCACUCUGCGUUAUAACCGAAGUAAUCCAAUAGGACCAUGCCGCUUGAGAGUGAGUGGUAUUUGCUUACAAAUAAACUCCAAGUGGGAGCACCAGUGCGCACUUUUGAUUGGACGCUGGUUGCCUAGGUGCAGGGGCCCACCUUCCGCCUUUUGCGGAAGGAGGGAACUUUUAAAGAGUCAGCUGCUUCAAUAUUAAUGCAGAAAUAAGACAAAAUGGAGAGGAAAAUAAUAAUAAUAAUAAUAAUAAUAAUAAUAAUAAUAAUUUUAUGUUUAAGAGAGAGAUACAGCAGAUGAUGAUACUGUGGCAUCGGAGUCAGCAACUCGCUUAACCUGGGUGUGCUCCUCUUGUACAAAGUCUACGGGUACAGUACCUGGAGGAACCUUAUCCUACCUUGUCCACCCCUGCCCACACCUCUAAUCGGUGCCCUAAAACUGUGGCUACAGGCCAACCACCCAAGCCUCUCUAAGCCUACUACUCGGAGAAGCCAAGUUACUCCAGGGACGGGCAUCUGAAAUCAGCAUGCCCAUGACGCACCCACCUGGUAAAACGGGAAAGAACAAAGCUGUCUACUCUGUCAAAUGUCCUUGAGCCGGGGAAGGCACUGGCAAAGCAUCCCAACGGCUGUUCGUGAAGCCAUUCAUUCAGACUGUGUUAGUCUGAGUGCAGCCUUGCAAUCCUUAGUGCUCUCUGUUGACAGCUACUUGAGAGCUGGUUAAGCAAAAUCAGCAUUAAAGUUUAUACGAUUCUGCAUGGUCUCACUUUACCUCUUUUGUACCACCUUCUCUGUAGCCCCAACGCCCUAAAUAUAUCCAUUGUAUGUGCUUUAAUAGUCCACAGUUUUGAAUCUCGCACUUUUUUUCUUCUUCUAAUAUUUCCAAAACUAACUCUGUCUUUGUUCUUUAUCCUCCAUGUCCCGCUGCCUGAGAGGCCGGCCACUGGCCAGCCACUAAGAGUCUCUCUUUGCCACUGAAGAAGGGAAACCUAUAUCCAGAUUGCAGCUUUCUGCUCACCUCUGCCUGCUCUGCCAAUCCUGUUGGCUCCUACCUGAGUACAACUCUACGCAUUCACCACGCAUAGGCACAGCUACAACUGCAUCUUCCAUCGUCCCCGUCUCGACGCUCAAGGCUACGGGUCAAUGGUCCCGAUCAGCCUUUGAAUGAUACCUCAGGCCCAAGGCUAAUAUAUUAUUAUUAUUAGAAUAUUCCUAUGCUCGAUUAGCUACAAAAAAAAAAAAUGCUGCUGCUCCUUAAUUCUUUCCCAUAUCUAUUGCAUUACGCAUAUUCCCAACUAUAAAUUUGUGUAUGGAUUAAAUUAAUCCUGAUCCAUGAUCAUGUUGUGAGGGUAACCAAUACUAUGCAAGCUUUGUAGGUGGGUAGGUUGCUUCAUAGUUUCUCGCUGCUGGCUGCCCUCCCUCCCCCGUAGGUGCCUUCAUGUAGCUCAUGAAAGCUGGGGAGGGUUGCCAGUAUGGCUGCUGCUUUUUCUGCCUUGGCUUUUCAUAUAUGCACAUGAAAGGGAGGGGAGGGCAUUCCCUCUCAUUGCCUUGGGAUUCUAUGCAAGCACAUGAGAGAGCAGGGAACUCUCAGAACACAGCCAUACCGACAAUGUUAAAAAAUAUUUUGCUAGUAAUAAAUAAUUGAUUCUAACUAAAGUAGUCCUGACUGAAAUUAAGCAUGGCUGUAGUUCAGGCAGGACACAAGGUACAGUCAAGCUAAAGGUUAAAGCCAGCUGAUCUUAAGCUAGCCCUCAGUCAGAUGACAGCUUAGCUGAUCGCCCUCCACACAUCCUUCAGAUCGCUACACGGCUCAUUCCUUUCACAUAGGUGCAGCUACAACCGCAGCUAUGACGGCUCCUGUGUCGACCCUCAAAGCCAUGGGCCAAUAGUCGUCAGCUGCGUACAAAUGCUAUCUGCGCCCCGAGGCUCGGGACAUUCUCGAAGCCCAAAAACUAUGAGUACCCAUAACUUUGGCACAUAGAUGCUAAUUAAAUGAAAUAUAUAAACAACCUGCAGAUAAAUAUCCAUGCUUGGGCAACGGGUCUCUCUAACCUGUCUUUCUUUCAGCAGCGCUCACCUCCCCUGCUAGCUCCUAGACUGCACGGCAUGGUUGUUUUGGGGGGUUCUGUUCAUUGCUGCUCUACCCCUGCCUCCUCCGCCUUCAUGAUGGCACGUGGAGGGCGGGAAGGUGCUCUUCCUGCCGCUGGCCUUUCACCCCUGCCAACGUGGAGAACGGGGGCCCUGAACAGAACCUCGCGUGCGCUCCCUGCUAUCGCCUUUCAUGAUGGCUCGUGAAAGGCAGGAAGGGGCUCUUCCUGCCUCGGGCUUCCACACAAGCGCGUGGAAGGGCAGGGACCCGGAACAGAAUCAUGCCGCCAAAUCUAACUUGCACAAUAAAGCUAAAAAUUUGGACAAAGUGUACCUGACUGAAAUGAAGCAUAGCGUUAGUUCUGUCAGGACACAACGUCAAGCGCUGAUCCACAGCCAAUGGCUAGUAGCCACCUCAACCAGAUGAUAAUCAGCUGAUUCACACCUAGAUCCUAUUGGUUCUUUGCCUAUAGAGUGCCUUAUUUAAAACUGCACUAACCCAGCCUCUUCCUCUGCUCUGACAGCAAACCAGCAACACACUGCCACACCAGCUCCACCCUCGUGCCAGCUAAUUGCUCCACUGUCCUUGAAGCGCUCCUGUUCCAGGGGGGUUUGUUCAUUGCUGCUCUACCCCGCCACCUCCGCCUUCAUGAUGGCUCGAGGAGGGCGAGUUUAACAAUUUCCACAACCUCAAGUUCAAAAAGAACACAAACUCAAGUUCAAACACGCCACGAACUCAAGUUCAACAAACAAACAAACUCAAACUCAAGUUCAAAAACACCACAAACUCAAGUUCAACCAACACCCAAAUCUAAAGUUUAACAAUUGCCGAAGCCUCAAGUAAGAAAAACAACAAAAAUUCAGGUUAAAACAUGCCACAAACUCAAGCUCAACACCGCCACAAACUCAAGUUAAAAAACACCACAAACCCAAGUUCAAACACGCCACGAACUCAAGUUCAACCAAAUCCCAAAUCUCAAGUUUGACAAUUGCCACAACCUCAAGUUCAAAAACAACAGAAACUCAAGUCAAAACACGCCACAAACUCAAGUUAAACAAACACACAAACUCAAGUUCAAAAACACCACAAACUCAAGUUCAACCAACACCCAAAUCUCAAGUUUAACAAUUGCCACAUACUUAAAUUCAAAAAACACACAAAAAUUCAAACUAAAGUUCAGGGAAAAAUACAGACUCAAGUUCAACAAUUGCCACAAACUCAAGUUCAACAAACACCACAAUCUUAAGUUCAAAAAAUGCCAAAAUUUCAAAUUCAACAAAUGACCUAAACUCACAUUUAACAAUUGCCAAAAACUCAAGUUCAACAAACUCAAGUUCAAAAAUUGCAACAACCUUAAGUUCAAAAAACACACAAAUUCAAGUUCAAAAACACCACAAACUCAAGUUAAAUGAACACCACAAAGUCAAGUUCAACAAAUGUCAAAGUUUUAAGUUCAACCAACACCCAAAUCUAAAGAUUAACAAUUGCCAAAACCUCAAGUUAAAAAACAACACAAACUCAAGUUCAAACACGCGACAAACUCAAGUUUAACAAUUGCCACCAAAUAAAGUUCACUAAAAACCAAAGACUCAAGUUCAAAACUCAAGUUCAAAAAUUGCAACAAACUCAAGUUCAAACACAACACUCAAGUUCAAACACGACACAAACUCAAGUUCAAACACGACACAAACUCAAGUUCAAACACGACACAAACUCAAGUUCAAACACGACACAAACUCAAGUUCAACAAACACACGAACUCAAGUUCAACAAUUGCCACCAACUAAUGUUCAGAGAAAAAUACAGACUCAAUGUUAACAAUUGCCACAAACUCAAGUUCAACAAACACCACAAGCUUAAGUUCAAAAAAUGCCAAAAUUUAAAAUUCAACAAAUAACCUAUAUUAACAUUAAAGAAUUGCCAAAAACUUUAGUUCAACAAACUCAGGUUCAAAAAACACACAAAUUCAAGUUCAAAAACACCACAAACUCAAGUUCAAAAAUGCCGAAACUUAAUUUCAACCAACACCCAAAUCUCAAGUUUAACAAAUUGCCACAACCUCAUGUUCAAAAACAACAGAAACUCAAAUUCAAAAACACCAAAAACUCAAGUUAAAAAAAACCCACACAAAUUCAAGAUCACAAAACAGCAAAAUCUCAAGUUCAAACACGACACAAACUCAGGUUCAACAAACACACAAACUCAAGUUUAACCAAUACCCAAUUCUCACGUUUAACAAUUUCCACAACCUCAAGUUCAAACACGACACAAACUCAAGUUCAAACACGACACAAACUCAAGUUCAAACACGACACAAACUCAAGUUCAAACAACACCCAAAUAUCAAGUUUAACAUCUGCCAAAACCUCAAGUUCAAAAACACCACAAACUGAAGUUCCAAACGACAAAAACUUAAGUUCAACAAACCCCAAAAACUCAGGUUCAAAAAUACCACAAACUCAAGUUCUAAAUGACAAAAACUCAAGUUCAACAAACACACGAACUCAAGUUCAACCAAUGCCCACUUCGCAAGUUUAACAAUUUCCACAACCUCAAGUUUAAAAAAAAAACAAAAACUCAAGUUCAGACACACCACAAACUCAAGUUAGAAAAACACACAGACUCAAGUUAAAAAAUAACCAGAAAAUCUAGUUCAAACACUUCACAAACUCAAGUUCAAAAACACCACAAACUCAAGUUCAACCAACACCUAAGUCACAAGUUUAACAAUUGCCACAAACUUCAGUUCAAAAAACACAAAAGCUCAAGAUCAAAAACACCACAAACUCAAGUUCAAACACGAUUCACAAACUCAAGUUCAACCAAAUCCCAAAUCUCAAGUUUAACAAUUUCCACAACCUCAAGUUCAAAACCAACAGAAACUCAAGUUCAAACACGCCACAAACUCAAGUACAGAAAAACACCACAAACUCAAGUUCAACAAUUGCCACCAAGUAAAGUUCAGAGAAAAAUACAGACUCAAGGUUAACAAUUGCCACAUACUCAAGUUCAUCAAACACCACAAGCUUAAGUUCAAAAAAUGACAAAAUUUCAAAUUCAACAAAUGACCUAUAUUCACAUUAAACAAUUGCCAAAAACUCAAGUUCAACAAACUCAAGUUAAAAAAGUGCCACAAAAUGAAGUUCAAAAACACCACAAACUCAAAUUCAAAAAACACACAAACUCAAGUUCAAAAACACCACAAACUCAAUUUCAAACACGAUACAAACUCAAGUUCAACAAACACCACAAACUCAAGUUCAACAAAUGUCACAGUUUCAAGUUCAACCAACACCCGAUUCUGAGGUUUAACAAUUUCCACAACCUCAAGUUCAAAAAACACCACAAACUCAAGUUCAAACACGCCACAAACUCAAGUUCAACAAACGCCACAAACUCAACUUCAAAAACACCACACAAACUGAAGUUCUAAAACGACACAAACUCAAGUUCAACAAACACAACAAGUCAAGUUCAAGCAUCACCCGAUUCUCAAGUUUAACAAUUUCCACAACCUCAAGUUCAAAAAACACACAAACUCAAGUUCAAAAACACCAGAACCUCAAGUUCAAAAAACAUAAUAAACUCAAGUUCAAAUAUUCCACAAACUCAAGUUCAAUGAACACCACAAACUCAAGUUCAACCAACACCCGAUUCUCAAGUUUAACAAUUGCCACAACCUCAAGUUGAAAAAAACACAAACUCAAGUUCAAACACUUCACAAACUCAAGUUCAACAAACGCCACAAACUCAAGUUCAAC